Didymella exigua CBS 183.55 is the source of this 2040-nucleotide messenger RNA. RefSeq lists its product as uncharacterized. The record is from RefSeq and is a predicted model, not a curated record. NCBI's taxonomy places the organism in Eukaryota, Fungi, Ascomycota, Dothideomycetes, Pleosporales, Didymellaceae. The coding region runs from base 20 to 1909 and encodes 629 amino acids. The transcript has 2 exons.
UUGCUCCCCAACUCUCAAGAUGUCUCGUCUUACGCAGUUGACUUCUCUUCUCUCGCUGGCCUCGGCUUGCUUAGCUCAAAUUCCCAGCAUCAUCCCUUUCCAAGUCACAGGAUCUCUCGAUGGCUGCUCAGCUGGAACAGAGUUCAAUGCGGGAGGCACAAUCAGUGUCAACGAGUUCUCGAUCACUGUCCCUAAGAACCUGAUCGUCCAAUUUCCCACCGUGUACACUCCCUUCCCAAAACUCUGCAGCGCAGGGGCGGGAGGUUUCGAGACCACAGUCGUUGGCAAUAUCAUCAAUGGCAGGCCCAUCGCUGGACAGAUCCAAGUCGCAGCUCGUUUCGGCCUUGAGGGCAGCCAAGGCUAUAUUUCUGCCAUCAAUGAUGGUGUAUUACAGAUUGCCGGAGGACCCAGGGUUCGAAUCAACGACCCCGAGGGUGCAUUUGCACCCAAAGUCUCACAACAGCCAUACUUCGUCAUGGACACACAAAACCCAUCCGUCUCCUCAUUCUCCGGAUUCCCCAUGUGCAUUCAGCACGCUGGCAACGCAGAUACUUGCAAGGAUUCGAACCGCCCAGCUGGACAGACGAACUUCGACGCGCCUGAUCCACUAACAAUGGUUCCCUUCAAGGUCGGCGACUUUAUCGAGUACUCCGGUCUUCGUAACAACGGAGAAAUCCUGGCCCAAACCGUGACAGCUAUCAACGUCCAGGUCACAACUAAGGCCUCAGAUACUGUACCCAACUACAUUCGUGUUGAGGAUAUGCUCGUCGGUGUUCAAGAUACCGCUGCCAACGUUGAGGUUGCCGAUAUCCGUGUUAUCGGUUUCCUCUCAAGCUGCUUAGGUGCUGUUGUCACCAUUAGCGCCAUCGAUGUCGACCCUUGCACAGGCACUGAAAGUUACCGUCGCAUCGGCUCUGCUACACCGAGGCAAGAGACUCGCUGCAAGUGGGAGGCUCGUAUUGCGACAACCGCACCCUACACCCGCGACUACCUCAUCACCACCAACACACCAGUCACUGAGACCAAAAAUGGCAUCAGGGCAGGUCAGUUCGUCCAGGCUGUCGGCGAAUGGAUCUUCCCCGAGGUCGACAUUCCCGGAACCAAUCCACCCCCACUCAUCUUCAACGAUAUCCAGGGCCUUGUCCAAGGUGACUUCCUGGACAGCCAGCAAUUCGGACAGCUGAGCCCGUUCCCCGGCGCCAACCCGCCUGCACCCAAGAAACAGUGCAGCGCCAGCGACAUUCCUGCCAAUAACCCCACGACGCCCUCAACUGAUAAUCCUUCCACGAGCCCCAACUCACCCCAGACCUUGCCUGUAGCAGCAGCCGCACAAUUUGCUGCGGUGCAACGUGUCGGCGCGCUACUUUCAUUGGCAGGAUCUAACACCGCUCAGGGGCUCAACGAUGAUGCGCUCAACUUCGCUUGGACCCAGACCGCUCCCUCCACGCCCGCUAUCAGCAUCGCCAACCCUAGCCAAGCAACUGCUACCUUCACCGCACCAAAGGUCACCACGGAAACGACUUUCAGCUUUACCCUCACAGUCAGCCUCAAGUCCAACGCCACCGCAAGCAGCAAGAUCGUUGUCCCCGUGAAGAUCAGCCCCACCGCUGCAGACGUCGUGACUAUCGACACGUACACAUGGGAGUCUCGCCAAUCAGGCAGUAUCUCCGUAUCGUGUAGCUCCAACGUUCGCGACGGCGAUAACAAGAAGAUGACGCUGCUGAUAAACGGUGUGUCCAACAUCCCAAUGGCAAUCAGUGGCGGCAAUGGCCGGUGGGCGUACACGGCGAGAAGUACCGCUCGUCCCAACAGGCUGCAGUGUGUGAGCGAUCUUGGCGGUAAAAGCGCGGAGAGGACGGGGACGCAGACGACGAGGCGGAGGAAGAGGGGUGUGCUGGGUCUGUUCUAAACUUUCGAUGCACAUAUUUGGAGGCGUCCGGGCUUGUCUGUCACGACUGUACAUAUUACUUGUCAGGCGUCCGUCGCAUGACUGUCCUCAGUAGAUUACGAUACACCACGAAUUCAUGAUUACCACUUCAA